AUGUAUGGGCUUAGCUCCCAUGGCAAGUCUCAGUUCGACGCAAAUGUUGCCUGGGCUGUUCUUGUAGGUGUUGCAGUAGCCACCAGACUUUACUGCAAAGUAAAAAGUAAGCAAGACAUCAAGUCGGAUGACUACUGGGUUAUUGCUGCACUCCUUUUCUACUAUGUCGCCGUGGGUUUCGCAAUAUGGGGUGUCAUUACAGGCGGCGGAGGAUUGGAGAUGGAGAAUCAUGGCCUCGUUAAGGACAAACCCCAAAAGCGCCGGCAUGUUGUCCAACUAUCUCCAGCUUGGACAUUUGUUCUUACAUCCAUCUACUGUGUCAAGAUAUCCAUUCUCCUAUUCUACCGACGCAUCUUCUUCAUCACCACUGGGUACAAACAAGUAUCGCUCGCUCUUAUGGUGCUCUCCACGGCCUGGUACAUUGCAUCACAGGUUGCCAAUCUACUUACUUGCCAACCAGUUGAUUCCUUCUGGAACCGAAGGAAGCCCGGUAAAUGCUCCAACUUUAAUGCCAUGUACCUUGGGACGGGAACCGUUGACCUCCUGAUCGACGUCGCUAUCUUGGUGCUUCCCAUCCGCAUGGCGUUCAAUCUUCAUCUUCCGACACGCACGAAAGUUGCAGUAGCAGGUAUAUUUUCUCUUGGCGGAUUCGUCGUCAUUUCACAAAUUGUGCGGCUUGUGUAUGUUUACCAGCCUGGUGCCAGAUACGUGAAAUUCUAUGAGUCUGAACAAUGGACAAAUAUCCACGACGCGACAGCUAUCAUCUGCGCUUGUCUUCCAAUCUACAAGCCAGUGUGGUCGCCAGUCUCCAAGUUCGUGGGAAAGGUAGUCAGCCACUACACCAGCUUGUUGAAGUCGAAGAUCACUGGUAGGAAAAGCAAGUCCAGCGUGAACUCUAGCAGGAUGGAGCGCCUCGACAGCUCUGAGAUGAACCGUGAAUCUAAGAGCGUAGGCGGGGACAGCACACAUGAACUAAGAACUGUGUCCGAGUUUGGACAGGACGAUUCACGUGGCGCGAAGGGACUGGAAGCUGACGAUGCUACGUAUCAUGUUGUUCGUAAGGGAAGCACUGCGUACUCGCGGCGGAUGGACAUGGUCUAG
This is a messenger RNA of Aaosphaeria arxii CBS 175.79, 1101 nucleotides long. RefSeq lists its product as uncharacterized. The transcript has 4 exons. The record is from RefSeq and is a predicted model, not a curated record. NCBI's taxonomy places the organism in Eukaryota, Fungi, Ascomycota, Dothideomycetes, Pleosporales. Bases 1 to 1101 code for a protein of 366 amino acids.